Messenger RNA from Dufourea novaeangliae, 1887 nucleotides. Its product is annotated as venom prothrombin activator porpharin-D. Gene Ontology annotation, biological process: proteolysis. The coding region runs from base 1 to 1641 and encodes 546 amino acids. The transcript is spliced from 10 exons. Gene Ontology annotation, molecular function: serine-type endopeptidase activity. Lineage: Eukaryota; Metazoa; Arthropoda; Insecta; Hymenoptera; Halictidae. The record is from RefSeq and is a predicted model, not a curated record.
AUGCAUCCGCGACAGGAGCACCGGCCCGCUUCGUCGUCGAGCACGUCCUCGACGUCGUCGAACUGUCUGCGCUGGCUGCCCCCACUGGGAGGCAACGAUUCACCGGGCAUGAUCGCCCGGCUGCCACGACCGAACGCCGCCGCGGCCCUCUUCGUUCUUGUUCUAACCAUCGGGACCGCCGUUUGCGCCGAUGACACUGUGAGCGGGAACAGGACGCUCGUGACCGACGGGAACAAUAAUUCGAGCUGGGUACGCGUGCUCGACGGAGACUCUGUCCUGGAACAAUUACCAAAUAACAAGUCCUCGAGAUUGUCCUUCUUCACGAACUGGAGCGAAUGGUCCGUGUGCGACCGCCAUUGCACGCAGAACCGCGUUCGAAGGUGUCGAGUGAAGAAGAAAUGUGGAACCACGCUACACAGGGAGGAGCGUACCUGUCAGCACAACAGAAAAGGUAGAUGGAGACGAUGCAAGCAACGACAGAGACGGGGACAUCGACGGAAGGACAAGUUUCACGUUGUACAGGUACCGAAAAAAGAUGCCGAGCCCAGGCAAGGGGAAAGAAGGGGGAAAGACGUCAAGGACAAGUCUGUGGGACAUUAUGGGAAGUGGAGCAAGUGGUCACCUUGCACAAGGCUGUGCACGACUCAACGUCACAGGUGGUGCAAGAAGCCCGGAAUUUGCGGUCGUGACGUAAUAAGGGAGAGCGCCUAUUGCUACGUGGAGGGUAGCUUCUGCCAAAGAUGGAUCCAUCGGAAGAUCCGUGGGAGCCAAGAAGAAGACAGUGACGAUAUGGUAUUGGACGAAUUCGAAUUGAACCCCAAUACCGUCGACAGUUUCAUCCCCGAAAAAAAUUCUCAUGCUUGGAAGUGUGGACUUGCCAGUACCCACAAGAAUUCUCGGCUCUCGUAUUUCACAAGAAUUAUAGGCGGACGUCCAGCAACCCGGGGAAGUUGGCCCUGGCAAGUUGCAGUAUUGAACAGAUUUCAUGAAGCUUUUUGCGGAGGUACACUGAUCUCGCCAAGGUGGGUGUUGACUGCAGCACACUGCAUCAGGAGGCGUCUUUAUGUUCGUAUUGGGGAACACGAUUUGACUGUGAAGGAAGGCACGGAGCUGGAGAUGAGGGUAGACUCAUUCAAGGUACACCCUGAAUAUGACCCGGACACUGUGGACAAUGACAUAGCGAUGCUGCACCUUCCAAUCAGUUUGACCGCGUCUCCGUCGAGAGGUAUCGCUUGUCUACCAGCGCCUAACCAACCUUUACCCGCCAAUCAGCUGUGCACGAUCAUCGGCUGGGGAAAGUCGCGAGUCACCGAUGACUUCGGUACCGACGUUUUGCAUCAGGCUCAGAUACCGAUAGUAUCCUCCGAAGCCUGCCGUGACGUUUACAUGGAUUACAGGAUCACUGACAAUAUGUUCUGCGCGGGAUAUCGACGCGGAAAGAUGGAUUCUUGCGCCGGUGACAGCGGAGGUCCGCUUCUCUGUCGAGAUCCCAAAAGACCCGAUCAUCCGUGGACCAUUUUCGGGAUCACCAGUUUCGGCGAAGGCUGUGGGAAACGCGGGAAAUUCGGAAUAUACGCGAAACUGUCGAACUACGUUCGCUGGAUCAGUCGAGUGAUGAAGGAAACCAACGACUCUGAUUAACGAACUACGGACACCUGUGUGUGCCUCAGCGUUUAAUUACCGUGUUAUUAAUCGUUGAGAGAUUGUUGCGAAUUUAUAAUUAAUUUCUUAACGAGAACAAUCACCGAAAUUCGAUCGCGUGAUAAAUAAGAAUAGAACCUCUUCGUGUAAGCGUUAAAUCGAUCGUCGUGAUCUCUUAACCCUAGAAUGAUGUUAUCAGCUCGCCAGACGACAAUUCUCUUUAAUAACCAGUGUAAACUUACCAAC